UUUGGCGUCACAUUUCUCGGAUAUUGAAUUCAAGCACGUUUGGCGUGAAGUAAAAACUGAUGCUCUUACAGAUUUGGGUCACAAUACAAAUAUAGCUAGCUGGAAUUAUGGCCUCCCUCUUAUUGUCCUUCAUUCUUUCAAUUUCGAUUUCCAUGAGUCAGGUUGUUUCAGGGGCUUUUGCUUGUCACUUUCUUUUCCUCAUCGAAAAAAAAUAUUAAAAAUUGGCUAAAGUGGACUCGCCAAAUCAACAAUUUACAGAGUAUGAACAAAAUCUCAUGGAGAACAGAGGUUUAGGGUUUUGAAGAAAUGGGUUAGGACUUAGGACUCUCCGAUCAGGGCUUCCUUCAUUAUCCGCCCUCUGGUUCAAUUUCUCGGCCACCGCAAUGGGUCCAGGCUCCCCUAUCGACUUCGACCAAGGAUGGGACGACAUAGAGUGGGCUAUCGUUAAGCUCACCCGAAUCCUCGAAGGGUUGCCGGAGACGCCGUUCGACGCCGAAUACCACAUCUAUGUCUACUCCACCGUCUACAACAUGUGCGACGAUCACUCCCACCAGGUCUACGAGGCUUGUCGCGAGACCAUCGAGGCCUACAACACUGAGAUUGUGUUGCCUAGUUUGGCGGACAAGCACGGCGCGCUUUUGCUCCGGGAGUUGGUCAGAAGGUGGAGGAAUCACAAGGCUCUGAUGCGGUGGCUAUGGCGUUUCUUUAUUGCUCUUGAUCAGUAUUAUGUUGAGAAAGCAAAGGUUCCUGGGAUUAAGCAGGCUGGGAUUAUCGGGUUUCGCGACGAGGUUUAUGAGAAGGUGAGGGUGAAUGUUGGGGGUGCUGUGAUGGGGAUGAUUAAUGAGGAGAGGGAAGGGGGGCAGAUUGACAGGGGACUGUUGAAGGAUGUGGUGGAGAUUUUUGUGAAAUUGGGGAAUGGGGGAUUGGGGGUUUACGAAGCGGAUUUUGAGGAGGAGAUGAUGAGGGAUAGUUGUGAGUACUAUUCUCGGAGAGCGUCGAGUUGGAUUGUGGAGGAUUCAGGGCUGGAAUAUAUGUUUAAGGCAGAGGAAUGCUUGAGGAGGGAGAAGGAGAGAGUUUUGCAUUACCUGCAUUCGAGCAGUGAGGAGAAGUUGUUGGAGAAAGUGCAUUAUGAGCUGGUGGUGGUUUAUGCACACCAACUGCUUGAUAAAGGGGAUUCCGGGUGUGGUGCUUUGCUUCGAGAUAAUAAGGUGGAGGAUCUGGCUAGGAUGUAUAGGCUUUACAGUAGAACACCUAAAGAGUUGGAACUUGUUGUUAAUGUGUUCAGAAGAUAUGUUACUGAUGAAGGUAAAGCGUUUGUGCAACAAGCUGAAGAAGCUGCAAGUAACCAGCAGGCUUCAAAUGCAGAGCAUGGGGUGGUCCUUAUCAGAAAAAUAAUUGAAAUGUAUGACAAGUAUGUGGGAUAUGUCGAUGAUUGCUUCAUGAAAGACGCACUCCUUCAGAAGGCUAUGAGAGAGGCGUUUGAGGUGUUUUGCAACGUACCUGUUUGUGGGAGUCCGAGUGCUGAAUUGCUUGCUGGAUUCUGUGACAGUAUACUUAAGAAGGGUGGCUGUCAGCUUAGUGAUGAGGCCAUAGAUGAAAGUUUUGAGAAGGUUGUUAAGGUGCUUGCUUAUUUUAAUGAGAAAGAUGUUUUUGCUGAGUUCUGCAGGAAAAAAUUGGCUCGCCGGUUGCUCUUUGAUCGGAGUGCCAAUGAUGACCAUGAGAAUAGUUUUCUAACAAAGCUGAAGAAGAACUGUGGUGGACAGUUCACUGCAAAGAUGGAAGGAAUGGUCACAGAUUUAACAUUGGCUAAGGACACUCAGACCAACUUCAAAAAUUUUCUUGGCAGCAAUCCAAAUUUACAACCAGGGAUCGAUUUGACAGUCACUAUUUUGACAACUGGUUACUGGCCAAGUUACAAAUCAUCUGAUCUUAACCUUCCUGAAGAGAUGGUCAAGUGUGUUGAAGUUUUCAAUGAAUUCUUUGACACACAAAAGAGAUUGAGAAAGCUUUCAUGGAUUUACUCCUUGGGUACUUGCAAUGUCAUUGCCAAGUUUGAACCAAAAACCAUGGAAUUGGUUGCGUCAACAUCUCAGGCUGCUCUCCUUCUGCUCUUCAAUUAUGCUGAUAGAUUAAGCUAUUCAGAAAUAUUGAAUCAGUUGAACCUCACCAAUGAGGACUUGGUUAGAUUGCUUCAUUCGUUGUCAUGUGCCAAGUACAAGAUCCUCAUUAAGGAACCAAAUACCAAGACUAUCUCACCAAAUGACGACUUUAUGUUCAACUAUAAGUUCACUGAUAAGAUGAAAAGAAUUGAGAUUCCUCUCCUACCAGUUGAUGAAGGGACGAAGGUGAUUGAGGAAGUUGACAAAGACAGGCGAUAUGCCAUUGAUGCUGCAAUUGUAAGGAUUAUGAAGAGUAGGAAAAUUUUGGGCCAUCAAGAAUUAGUCAUGCAGUCUGUUGAGCAGUUGCAGCGCAUGUUCAAGCCGGACAUUACAGCGAUUAAGAAGCGUAUUGAAGAUCUUAUCACACGUGAAUACCUGGAGAGGGACGAGGAAAACCCUACCAUCUUCAAGUAUCUUGCAUGAUUGCAGUACAGCUGAAGUCUUCAUCUAACUUGGGAUUUAUAUGUUGGAAGUACAGGUAACUGGAACGUGAUCUAUAGUAUGUGCAGAGUAGCUCGGAACACUUGGAUCCUAAAUCGAGUGGAGAAUAUUGUGCAAUUUGUUAUUAGAGCCCCUUUUGUGCAAUUUACCAUUCUUGUCUUGAAAGAACAGGGGCUGGUGUAACACAGAACUGGGUUUUUGAAGCAUGUAAUGAUAGUUCAUUAACAUA
Messenger RNA from Rosa rugosa (rugosa rose), 2829 nucleotides. RefSeq names its product cullin-1-like. Gene Ontology annotation, molecular function: ubiquitin protein ligase binding. The transcript has 2 exons. The coding region runs from base 384 to 2582 and encodes 732 amino acids. The record is from RefSeq and is a predicted model, not a curated record. Gene Ontology annotation, biological process: protein ubiquitination; ubiquitin-dependent protein catabolic process. NCBI's taxonomy places the organism in Eukaryota, Viridiplantae, Streptophyta, Magnoliopsida, Rosales, Rosaceae. Gene Ontology annotation, cellular component: cullin-RING ubiquitin ligase complex.